Molecule: messenger RNA, 4467 nt
Organism: Juglans regia (Persian walnut)
Lineage: Eukaryota; Viridiplantae; Streptophyta; Magnoliopsida; Fagales; Juglandaceae
Product: probable methyltransferase PMT15
Exons: 12
Coding region: 367-4317 (1316 amino acids)
Cellular component (GO): endosome; trans-Golgi network; cytoplasm
Molecular function (GO): zinc ion binding; methyltransferase activity
Source: RefSeq, a predicted model, not a curated record
UUCAACACCCACCAUAGCCUCAACGAUGCCGGCGAAACUUUACCCUCCAUCAAUACUAGCAAGAGCUUAUACCCUCUAUGCGACGUGAGUUACAGCGAGUACACUCCCUGUGAGGAUGCAAAGAGAUCGCUCAGGUAUAGCAGAGAUAGGUUGAUAUACAGGGAGAGACACUGUCCCGAGAAGAGUGAGCUCUUGAAGUGUCGCGUGCCGGCACCAUAUGGGUACAAAAAUCCGUUUGCGUGGCCGAAAAGUCGGGAUCUUGCGUGGUACGCGAAUGUACCGCACAAGGAGUUGACAGUGGAGAAGGCGGUGCAGAAUUGGAUCAGAUAUGAAGGAGAUAAGUUUAGGUUUCCGGGAGGGGGGACUAUGUUCCCAAAUGGUGCUAAUGCGUACAUUGAUGACAUUGGGAAGUUUAUCAAUCUUAAAGAUGGGUCUAUUCGGACCGCCAUUGAUACGGGCUGUGGGGUUGCAAGUUGGGGAGCAUAUCUUCUCUCCCGUGACAUCCUGCCAAUGUCAUUUGCCCCGAGGGACACACACGAAGCUCAGGUGCAAUUUGCUCUGGAGCGAGGUGUUCCUGCUUUGAUUGGUAUCAUUGCCUCUAAGCGACUUCCUUACCCAUCCAGAGCUUUUGACAUGGCCCAUUGCUCUCGCUGCCUCAUUCCAUGGGGCCAACAUGGUGGGCUUUUCUUGAUUGAAGUUGAUCGGGUUCUACGCCCCGGUGGGUACUGGAUUUUGUCUGGACCACCCAUCCACUGGAAGAAAUAUUGGAAAGGUUGGGAAAGAACAAAGGAAGAUUUGAAUGCUGAACAGACAACCAUUGAGAAUGUUGCUAAAAGCCUUUGCUGGAAAAAGUUGAUAGAGCAGGAUGAUAUUUCUAUAUGGCAAAAGCCCAACAAUCACUUAAACUGCAAAGUUCACCGUAAACGUCUCACCCAAAAUCCACCUUUCUGCCCAGGCGCUCAAGAUGCUGACAAGGCCUGGUAUACUGAAAUGGAGACUUGUUUGACAACCCUGCCUGAAGUUUCCAACAGUGAAGAAAUAGCGGGUGGAGAGCUGGCAAAAUGGCCUGAAAGACUGUAUGCGAUCCCGCCUAGGGUUAGCAAGGGAACUGUGUCGGGCGUAGAGGAAGAGGUUUUCCAACAAGAUGCAGAACUAUGGAAGAAGAGGGUGUCAUAUUAUAAAUAUGUAAACCAACAGUUAGGACAAGCUGGGAGGUACCGCAACGUUUUAGACAUGAAUGCUCACUUGGGUGGCUUCGCUGCUGCGCUAAUUGAUUACCCACUUUGGGUGAUGAAUGUGGUUCCUGUCGAGGCAAAGGUUAACACACUUGGAGUAAUAUACGAAAGGGGAUUGAUUGGAACAUAUCAGAAUUGGUGUGAAGCCAUGUCUACUUAUCCAAGAACUUAUGACCUCAUUCACGCUGAUUCCGUCUUUAGUCUGUACAAAGACAGAUGUGAAAUGGAAGACAUUCUGCUGGAAAUGGAUAGAAUUUUGAGACCAGAAGGAAGUGUAAUCUUCAGGGAUGAUGUUGAUGUUGUGAUAAAGAUCAAGAAUGUUAUCGAUAGAUUGGAAUGGGACAGUGUAAUUGUUGACCAUGAAGAUGGGCCUCAUCAGAGAGGGAAGCUUUUACUUGCGGUGAAGAAUUAUUGGACUGCUACGGAUGAUGGAUCAAGUAGUCCUCUCAAAGAGAACAUGGAUAGGACACUUCAAGCAUCAAAUAACUUGGACUUGAAUGUGGAGCAGGACUGUCGCAGCCCGAAAUUUAUGCAUAGUAAUGGCAUUCAGUCCAAUCUUUACUUAAAGGAUGGAGUCAGUAAAGAUGCAGCACUUAAAAUCGGUACAGAAUUUGAAUCAGAUGAACAUGCAUACAAAUUCUACAACAAGUAUGCCAGAUUAGUAGGUUUCAGCGUUAGGAAAGACUGGGUAAAUAGGAGCAAGGUACAUGGUCAGGUGGUAUCUAGGAAGUUCACUUGCUCUAGAGAGGGUUACCGGAGGAAGGACAAAAGAGACAUUAAUGUGAAGAAACACCGAAAGGAAACUAGAACCGGUUGCUUGGCACAUAUGAUUAUUACUCGUCAACCUGAUGGUAAAUACCAGGUUACACAUUUUGAAGAACAACAUAAUCAUGACAAUGUAAACCCAACUAAUGCUCAAACCUUGUCAUUGCAAAGAGAAUUUAGUUGUUCUCCUGAGACUGAAGCUGGCUCUGCUACUAAUUUGGAAUCAUGCUCAACGUCAACAUUUGAAUUGAUGACUAGACAACUUGAAGUCCGGGAAUCUCUUGAUGUUCUUGCCCUUGAUUCUGACAAUUAUCUUCAAUCUGAAAGAUUAAGAGAUAUUAAGGAGGGAGAGGCAGGACGUUUGUUGCAUUAUUUUCAAAGGCAGCACUUUGAAAAUCCAUCAUUCUUUUAUGCAUUACAGCUUGAUAUUGAUGACAAGGUAACCAACAUAUUUUGGGCUGAUGAUAACAUGGUACUGGACUAUGACCAUUUCAGCGAUGUGAUCUGUUUAGACACAACUUCCAAAUCAAAGAAAGACUUUCCCCCAUUUGUACAGUUUAUAGGAGUAAAUCAUCACAGACAAGUCUUGAUUUUUGCUGCUGCACUUUUAUAUGAUGACACUGUCGAUUCUUUUAAGUGGCUAUUACAAACUUUCAUAGAAGCAAUGUCUGGGAAGAAGCCAAAGGCUAUUCUCACAGAUCAAGAUGCAGCAAUUAUUGAAGCAAUGAAUUCAGUCUUACCAGAAACAAGCCAUCGUAUAUGUGUAUGGCAGAUGUAUCAGAAUGCUCUCAAACACCUUAGCCUUUUAGUAAAAGAUGUGGAUUCCUUUGCCAAAGAUUUAAAGAGCUGUAUUUAUGACCACAAGGAUGAGGAAGAUUUCAUUUGUGGCUGGGAGUCUAUGCUGGAAAAAUAUGGUCUUCAGCACAAUGAGUGGUUAAGAUGGAUGUUUAGAGAAAGAGAGAAAUGGGCUGUGGUAUAUGGUAGGAAUACUUUUUUUGUUGACAUGAAUGGCUUACAUCUGGGUGAGUGUUUAUUUAAUGACUUGGGGACUCGCUUGAACUUGGACCUUGAUAUUCUUCUUUUCAUAAAAUAUUUUGAAAGGGUAGUAGAUGAGCAACGUUGCAAAGAAACUGAAGCUAAUGAUGAAAUGAGCAGAUGCAUGCCAAGACUAAUGGGAAAUGUGGUUUUAUUAAAGCAUGCCAGUGGUGUUUACACUCCAAGGGCAUUCGAAGUACUUCAGAGGGAAUAUGAGAAGUGUUUAAAUGUUGUUGUUAACAGGUGCAGUCAGAAUGGGUCAUUGAUUGAGUAUAAAGUGAAGAAAUUUGGACAAGCUCGCGAACACACUGUUACCUUCAAUUCUUCUGACUCUACAGUUGUUUGCAGUUGUAUGAAGUUCGAAUAUGUUGGUUUUCCAUGUAGCCAUGCACUGAAAGUACUUGAUCAUCAGAAUAUAAAGAUUAUCCCUUCCUGUUAUAUCCUGAAGAGAUGGACAAAAGAUGGAAGGUCUAGAAGCGUGAAAGAUUGUUACAAUUUUACCAUCGAAGAUAAUCCUAAGUUGGUUGUCGCAAGCCGCUACAAAAGUUUGUGCCACAGAAUGCUUAAGUUGUCAGCCAGGGCUUCUGAGUCUGAGGGAGCAUUUCAAUUUGCUGCCAGACAACUUGAUGAGCUGAUGGAAGGGGUGGAGAAAAUUUUGACCUUAAAACCUGAGGAUGCUCAAGCUAUCACCUCAAGUAGCACAGGUGCAAAUGCCUCUGAAAGUGAGCAUGCAGAGACUUUUCUGGAUAGAAAUGCAAUUGAUGAUCAGGAUGAGAACAGAGUAAAAGGACCAAAAGAAAAGGUGAGUGGUAAUUCUGAUAGAGGUCCACCAGUCAAUGUGAAUGGAAAACUUUCUCAUACCAAAGGAGUUCAGAAUAUAGAAGCAUCCCCACAGGAUAUUGUGACCUGCAUUUCAAGUCCCUCAAGGGCAUAUAUUUCACCUCAAGCCACCACACCAAAUACCAUUAUGCAGGGUAUGUACAAUUUUGAAGCAAAUCAGGUGGUUCAGUGCAUGUACCAGCAAUCUAAUCUGGUCAUGGACCAGCAACCCAAUCCUGACAUAUAUCAACCAGCUAACAUCUUCUCUAACCAACAUGAUUUACCUGGCCAAUCUCAACUAUUACAGGAACCUCUAAUCCAUAACCCAUACCACGAGUCUGUCUCAAGCACCAGUCAAUUGAGGCAGGCAAUGGAUCUUGAUGUCCAACAUGAACAUUCAUCUUCGUUCUUACUUUUUGACGAGAGAUACAGAGCUUCCAGCAACUAUCUUGGGCCCAAGUGAAAAAUAAGGGAAGUUAUACUUCUCUCUCAUCAUUGUCUGUCGUGUUCUGUACAGUAUCAAAUUCUUGAGUUCAUACAUUAACCUCAAAGGAUAUAAAGGCAGCUUUACUUCACAAACCAAAAUAUAUUGUAUUUUGCUCCGUUCCUUUUU